AUGAUUGUACCUGUACCUUCCUCGCUUUCGCCAGUAUUAAUUAAUGUCAAAAAUGGAGAAAUCGUUCAUCAACGAAUCUUGUUAGUUUAUGGACAAGCGGGUCCCAAAGAUAGAGACUUUAAAUCAAAUAUUACUGUUGAACAUCAUGUUAAUAAUUUUCCUUCAACCACUUGGCCAGUUUUCAAUUCUCAUUUCAAAAGUCUCGUACAUCUUGAUCCUGGUCCUAAUGAUAUAAAAUUCAUUCUUGAUCAAGAACCUUAUUCAUCACCAUCAACUUUUUCACCACCAUUAACAACCACGAUAACCAUUAAUUAUAUCCCAUUAUUACAAAAUCCUCCUUUACAUUUGGCUAUUUUAGUAGCUAAAGAUUCUAAUUUGGUUAUUGAUGCGCCACCCGAAAAAGUUGUUAACGCAGAAAAUAAUUUAUCGAGUGUCGUAGCUAAAUUUAGAUGUGCCGCUUAUUUAGUUUUUCGAUUAGAAGAAGAAUGGCAACCAGAUACAAUCUCGGGACAAAAACGCGCAUUGCGUCAAACCGCCAAAAUUCACAUUGUCAAAUCAGAUUUUACCUUAAAAGAAAUAUUGGAUCCACAAAGAGCUCAACAAUAUAAACCACCUCCAGGUGAAGAACCCAGUAAAAAAGAAAGUUUAUAUGAUAUAUUCAUGAAAGCUUUAAAAAAUUAUGGACCCCCUUUCACUGAUCCUAGAGAUAACAGCGAUAAGGAUAAUAGCCUUCAAUGUUACGUUGCCGGAUUAAUUCUAGAUUCUCAUUGGGAUCCUAAAAUGAAAUUAAUUCGAGGUCAUGCAGCUUUGGGAGGAGGAGAUGGUGAUAUUAGAUUAGGAAUAUUUGGUAGUCACGCAACUCAUGCUUGGCCAAAAUAUUUAGAAGAAGUUGUGAAUUGUUUUCAAGAUAAUACGAAAACCGAUGAAAGUAUUUUAGCUAAUGAUUGUGGAGAAAGCGGAACUUGGUGGAGAUGUUUAGGUCAUGCUUUAACUUGUCCGCAUUCUGCCUCAGAACCAAAUAAUCCUUAUCCUAUUAAACCUUCCGAUGAAAAUGGAGCACAUUGGCAUAGAUGUGACGUACUCAGAUUUCGAUAUCAUCCGUGUUUCCGUAUUCCUCGUGAUCCACCCAGAAAUUAUGAUAAUUUAUGUCCUGAUUUUUGGCCAUCUGAUGAUGCAAUAUUAAUUUGUUGUAAUUCGAAUAUAUCAUUAAUCGAAUUGCAUAUUAAUGAUCGAUAUAAAGAUCACUUUGAAUUUAUUGAUUAUUUUAGAGAUAAUUAUGGUGAUGAUAGAAAUAAUAGUAAUGAUGGUAAUAGAAACAGAUUACAUGAUGGUGAUGUGAAAUUAAGUAUAUCCGAAAUUAAAAAACGUAUUAGUUGGAAUCCUAAUGAUAUUAUUUCAAUUCAAGUUAUUGGAAGAAAUCAAACAGAAAAUUCGUUAAAUAAUAUCUUGAAAUUCUUAGAUGAACAUCAAAUCGAAUUACCAUCUAUAGGAAAAGCGUUAAAAAGUUCAAUGUUAGGGAAUGGUCAAGGACAAAAAUUUCAAGUGAUAUUCAAAAAAUCAUCCGAAAAAUCUUCUUCAUAUCUAAAAAAAGUAACCAUAAAAUAUGGAUCAUUUAUUGAUUCUAUUAACUUUUUUUGGUCAGAUGAAUCAGUUUCAUCUAUAGGAGGUAAGGGAGGUCAUAAUAAAUAUAGUUUCACUUUAGAUAAGGAAGAAAAGAUUUUAGGCAUUAAAGUUAGAUCUGGUUGGUGGAUUGAUGGAUUAAUGUUUAAAACUAAUAAGAAAAAUACUGAAUGGAUUGGUGGUAACGGUGGUUCUUUACAUAAUUUAUUUUUACCUAAAAAUUAUGAAAUGAUAGGAAUCUUCGGAACUAAAGAUAAAUUAAUUGAUGGUCUUGGAAUUAUUUAUCAAAAACAAUAA
Diversispora eburnea is the source of this 1917-nucleotide messenger RNA. NCBI's taxonomy places the organism in Eukaryota, Fungi, Glomeromycota, Glomeromycetes, Diversisporales, Diversisporaceae. The record is from the annotation of a GenBank genome assembly.